AUGAGUAAACAUAGUAGGCAUUCUGAUGAAUCCGUAGAAGAAGCUGUCUUCAAGUAUAUUGGGAGUGAUGAUGUUGACAAAAAUAAGAAGAAGAAGAAGAAAUCAAAGACUAAGAAACAUUCAGAAGGUGGGGAAUCAAUGAAUUGGUUUAUGGAACAUAACGAGAUAGAUGGGUCACAACAGUUCCAAGAAUCAGAGAGUCGUGAACCUGAUUCAGUAGCUAUGGCGGCUGUUGCUGCAGCUUAUGCAAAUUCUGACAUCAAGACAGAAAAGAGAUCUCAUGAUGAGAGUGUUGCUGAGGGAUCCCGAGAAGAACAGCAUAUUAAAAAGAAACAUAAAUCAAAGGACAAGAGGUCUAAGAAAAAGAAAUCUAAGGAUAAAAGUAAGAAGGAAAAAUUGCAAUUGGCAGUAGAUCCUGAAUUGGCUACACUGGAUAACUCACAUAUUCAUGAUGAUGGAAAUAUGGAUUCAGAUUCUCAUAUUCAAAAUACUGACUUCCAGCAAUAUUUAAACACGGAUGGUGAACUGGUGAAACAUACUGAAAAAUCUGAAGCGGAAGAAGAUGAGGAAGAAGAAGAUGAUGAAGAAGAAGAGUCUUCUGAUAAUGAAUCAAACAAAGAAGAGGAUGAAGGAAUAGAAUCUCCUGCAGUAACUCAGGUAGAACAGAACAAACAAUAUUCUGAAUUGCAAAGAACUGAUAAUGAUGCAUCAGCUAUCACAGAUCAAUCUUCUGCUGAGAAUAAACUAGAUUCCAGGGCUAUGGAGGCACGUAAUAACGAAUUAAUUGCCUCGGCAGCUACAAAGGCAUCAAAGAGUGUUCCAUCUAAUAUAACAGGAGGGAAAGUCUUUGAUGAGAAUGAAGAAGCUGCUUUAGACCAGUUCAUUGAACAAUAUAGACAAAUUAAAAACUUCACAUUACAGCAAACCAAAGAGAGAAUAUGGGCGACAGGUCGUAAGAGAGAUGAUUUUUGGGUGAAUAUCUGUAAAAUACUGCCUUACAGGUCAAGAUCUUCCAUUUACAAGCAUGUUCGUAGAAGGUACCACAUAUUCGAACAAAGAGGUAAAUGGACUCCUGAAGAGGAUGAAGCUUUGGCAAAAUUAUGUAUUCAAAAGGAAGGUCAAUGGGCUGAUGUAGGUAGAGCAUUGGGAAGAAUGCCUGAAGAUUGUAGAGAUCGUUGGAGAAACUAUAUUAAAUGUGGUUCCAAUAGAACUGCUAACAGGUGGUCUGCAGAAGAAGAAAUCCAAUUGAAAAAAGUCAUUGCAGAGAUGUUAGAGGAGGCUCAGGAAUUUCAAGUAAAACGUGAAAGAGGUGAGAUUGAUUCGGAUACUGCUGAUAUACCAUUGAAAGGAAGAGGUGCUCAAGGCAGGAAAUUACCAAAUAAACCUAGCUUUAGAGAUAUCAUUAACUGGACUGUUGUUAGUGAACGUAUGGGGGGUACAAGAUCUCGUAUACAAUGCCGUUAUAAAUGGACAAAACUAGUGAGGAAACAGGCACAAACAAAUAUUCAGAAUAUGUCUGUGGAAGACAAAAGGUGGAUUCUUGAAAAAUUAAGAGACCUUGGGUUCACAGAGGACUCUCAGGUGGAUUGGGAUGAGUUAGCUACCAUAAAACCUGAUUCGAAAUGGAAUGGGUUGGAAUUGAAAUUGUGUUAUGAGAAAAUGAGAAGUCUUAUUAAACAACACAAAGAGAAAAAAGUAAACGAAAUAGCGACUGAACUAAUAAAGAUAUUGGACAACUCAUUAUUCUAG
This is a messenger RNA of Naumovozyma castellii, 1749 nucleotides long. RefSeq names its product Nsi1p (gene NSI1). The coding region runs from base 1 to 1749 and encodes 582 amino acids. The transcript has a single exon. The record is from RefSeq and is a predicted model, not a curated record. Lineage: Eukaryota; Fungi; Ascomycota; Saccharomycetes; Saccharomycetales; Saccharomycetaceae.